Camponotus floridanus (Florida carpenter ant) is the source of this 528-nucleotide messenger RNA. Its product is annotated as thioredoxin domain-containing protein 12-like. Gene Ontology annotation, cellular component: endoplasmic reticulum. NCBI's taxonomy places the organism in Eukaryota, Metazoa, Arthropoda, Insecta, Hymenoptera, Formicidae. The record is from RefSeq and is a predicted model, not a curated record. The transcript is spliced from 2 exons. The coding region runs from base 1 to 528 and encodes 175 amino acids.
AUGCGUUACGCCAAGUGUCUCGUCGGCUCCGCGAAUCUUACCGCCCUGAUGUAUCAUUACGUAUUCGGAAGCGCGGCCGAGGACGAUUCCAAUUAUAACUUCAGUCACAUGUACAAAUGGAAGAAUCUGCAGGAAGGCUUUCAAGAGGCCAAGGUCUGCAGGAAACCGAUAUUCCUCUUGAUCCACAAACCGGGCUGCCCCACCUGCGAGAAACUCAAGCCUAAAUUCACCAACUCCAUCAGGCUCCUCGAUCUCAGCAAGCACUUCGUCAUGGUGGAUGCGAGGAAAGGCGAGAUUCCCGCACAAGACGAAAUGAGAUUUCAACCAGAUGGAACGUACGUUCCGAGAAUUCUCUUCUUUACUCCGGAUGGCGAAUUUAUGGAGAAUGUUUAUAAUCGUCAUCCGAAAGCCGACGAUAAAUACAAGUAUUUCUACAACAGUACGAGUCAAAUAAUAGAUAGUAUGAUUUUGGCGUUGGAACUUUGCUCCCGGGAAUCGCUGCUCGAUGACAAAGCUAAAAAGAAGUAA